Messenger RNA from Psammomys obesus (fat sand rat), 2488 nucleotides. RefSeq names its product titin homolog. Lineage: Eukaryota; Metazoa; Chordata; Mammalia; Rodentia; Muridae. The coding region runs from base 22 to 1455 and encodes 477 amino acids. The transcript is spliced from 2 exons. The record is from RefSeq and is a predicted model, not a curated record.
UAGGGGCGAGGGCAGGUAGCAAUGUAUGUGGAGCAAGAGGUUUCGUCAAGGUGUCCACGUACGUGCUCGAAAGUACGGGCUAAGCAGCUUAGGGGGUCCCGGGGACGCAGUAAGACCCGGACCCGAGGCUCCCGAAGCAAGGCCCACCAUGUCCACAGGCGAUCGCUACCGGAGCACAAGAAGGCGCAAGUGCGAGAGAAAGAGGUGUGGAAGCCCUGGAAAGGGCUCAUCGUAAUUGGAAAGAGAGUGGAACUCUUGGACAGAAACCUGCAAAAGUCUAAACUGUGGGACACAAAGUUGGAAUCUGAGGACUGGAAGCCAGAGGACGAGGGGAAGAAGUCCUCGAAAGAGAGAUCAGGCCUGCAUCAGGAGAGGGUGGACACGAAGCUCCUGAACAGUGCGGGAAGGACGGUACAGGCUUCAGCAGUUUUGGAGCCUGGCAGCUCAGAGAAGAUUUGGAGACCAGGAGACUCCAAAGUUCGAGCUGUAUCCAGGAGUGCAGAGAUGACUGCAGAGCCUGAAGAAAAAUUGAAGGACAAGUUUAAGGACAGGUUGAGGACCACUAGAGGGGACUUGAGGUCCAGAGGGGACCAACUGGGGCAGAUUGAGGAGUCGAGUGAGGAGAACUUGAUGUACAAGAAAGAGAAACGGGGGUCCACUGGAGAGAAGGUGGUGGGCAGAGGAGAGAAGCGGAGAUCUGUUGUAGAGAAAGUGGACAGUAGAGAGAGACAGGGAUAUAGUGGAGAGAAGCGGAGAUCUGUUGUAGAGAAAGUGGACAGUAGAGAGAGACAGGGAUAUAGUGGAGAGAAGCGGAGAUCUGUUGUAGAGAAAGUGGACAGUAGAGAGAGACCAGGGCAUAGUGGAGAGAGGCGGAGAUCUGUUAUAGAGAAAGUGGACAGUAGAGAGAGACCGGGGCAUAGUGGAGAGAGGCGGAGAUCUAUUGUAGCGAAAAUGGACAGUAGAGAGAGGCGGGGGUCCGUCAGAGAGAAGGCCUUGGACAUUAGAGAAAGGCGGGGGUCCAUCAGAGAGAAGGCCUUGGACAGUGGAGAGAGGCGGGGCGUUGUCAGAGAGAAGGCCUCGGACAGUGGAGAGAGGCGGGGGUCCACCAGAGAGAAGGUGAAGUCAAAUGAUGAAAAGCAGAAGUUGAGUAGAGAGAAAUUAAGGUCCAGCGGAGAGAAGCUGAGGACUGGUGAUAUCUCCACUGGAGAUAAUCUGGAGUCAAAUAUUGGGGAAUUGGAAUCUGAUGAAAUGAAGCUGGAAACGCAUUCAAGAACAGAGAUAGCAACUGAAGAAGAUACGGAAAAAGUGAUACAAAUUACUGGUGAUGAAAGUGUGAUAGAAAAUACGAGUCAGGAAAUGCAAAUUCAUGACAGUAGAGAUGAACAAGGAGGAGCAGAAGAAGAGAUGGGAAUUGACAGUUCUGCCGGGGAUGAAAUGAAAGAUACUGCUGAUUGAUCUGUUCCUGUGGAAGAGAAAGACACAGUUAGAGAACACUCUGUGGAAUCAGAGGAGGAUGAAGAAGCAACGGUAAAGUCGAAGAGAAGCUAGAGCCAAGCAGAACUUUGCUGAUCUUGAAAGGGUAAAUGUGAGUGAGGAGUCUGGACCUAAAAGGAUCAUGGGAAUGGAGGCAAAAUUUCUGGGCAUGGAAGCCAAGCAAGUAUUGAUGGAAGUGAAGAGUGGGAAAGAGGGACAUGGAAACAUGUUAAGGAAGAAGAAAAGACUUGGGAGCAAAUGCUAAGUUGAAGGAAGCUGACUGUUGCAUCUUAAAAAACUAUUUGAGAAAUGGGUUGAGGGUGGGCUGGAUUUUGGCAGAUAUGUACAUAGGAAGGGGGUCUGAGAUGUAGAAGGUCAAAAGAGAUUAUAGCAGGAUGAAAGAUGGACGCGGAAGGCUGUGGGAGAAGCAGCCAAUGAGUGAGGUGUCCAAAGCUGAUGCCAAAAACUGAGGGGCUCCAGCAGCAGGGAGACAAAGGGGAAGAGGAGUGAUGGAAUAAAAGCUUAAGGAAGUGAGAAGCCAUAUCCUGCCAUGGUGCUUAGAGCCCUGUCUACCCGAGGCCACAUUUGACGACUGCUCUGGGGCGUCUGCGAGCCGAGGUAUUGUCCUCUCUUUAAGAGAUGUCUUCCUGGACGCUGGGUGAAGACUCAGUAUCUGCCCAUGUGUGGAACAUGACCUACACUUCAGGAAGAACAGAUUUUGAGGACUCACCAGAUUUCUGUUCCUUGGCUGGCUGACUUCUUUACCUGAGAUAUCUGCUGUGUUCCACCAAGACCACAGACGCCAGUGAAGACCGAGUUACCAUGACAGAUGUCAGCUGCCUCGUAAGUGCAGAUGUGCUGAAUUAUCUAGAUAGCUACAAGGUUUAUCUGUUCGUUUGUUUAUCGAGACAAGGUCUGUAUAGCUCAGGCUGGCCUGGAGCUUCUUGUAGGCAGCCUGGCCUUGAACUCACAGAGAGCCACCUACUUCUGCCUCCAACCUGCUGGAAUUAAAGGU